Dipodomys ordii (Ord's kangaroo rat) is the source of this 1420-nucleotide messenger RNA. RefSeq names its product annexin A2 (gene Anxa2). Gene Ontology annotation, molecular function: phospholipase inhibitor activity; calcium-dependent phospholipid binding; cytoskeletal protein binding. Bases 106 to 1125 code for a protein of 339 amino acids. Gene Ontology annotation, cellular component: cytoplasm. The record is from RefSeq and is a predicted model, not a curated record. The transcript is spliced from 13 exons. Lineage: Eukaryota; Metazoa; Chordata; Mammalia; Rodentia; Heteromyidae.
AGAGGAUGUGGCGGGGAUAAAAGCCCCACCCAGGCCGGCCAACUCUGCUCGGCAACUGGGGACGCUUCCUGCUCUCGGUGCGCGCCCGGCCCAGCUUCUUUUAAAAUGUCUACUGUUCAUGAAAUUCUCUGCAAGCUCAGCUUGGAGGGUGAUCACUCCACGCCCCCAAGUGCCUAUGGGUCAGUCAAAGCCUAUACCAACUUCGAUGCUGAGAGAGAUGCCUUGAACAUCGAAACAGCCAUCAAGACCAAAGGUGUGGAUGAGGUCACCAUCGUGAACAUUUUGACAAACCGCAGCAAUGAGCAGAGGCAGGACAUUGCCUUUGCCUACCACAGAAGGACCAAAAAGGAACUUCCGUCCGCGCUGAAGUCUGCUUUAUCUGGUCACCUGGAGACAGUGAUUCUGGGCUUGUUGAAGACACCUGCUCAGUAUGAUGCUUCUGAGCUAAAAGCUUCCAUGAAGGGGCUGGGAACGGAUGAGGACUCUCUCAUUGAAAUCAUCUGCUCCAGAACCAACCAGGAGCUUCAGGAAAUUAACAGAGUCUACAAGGAAAUGUACAAGACGGACCUGGAGAAAGACAUUAUUUCCGACACUUCUGGAGACUUCCGCAAGCUGAUGGUUGCCCUCGCCAAGGGCAGAAGAGCUGAGGAUGGUUCUGUCAUUGAUUAUGAACUGAUUGACCAGGAUGCCCGGGAUCUUUAUGAUGCUGGAGUGAAGAGGAAAGGAACUGAUGUUCCCAAGUGGAUCAGCAUCAUGACUGAGAGGAGUGUGUGCCACCUGCAGAAAGUAUUUGAAAGGUACAAGAGCUACAGCCCAUAUGACAUGUUGGAAAGCAUCAAGAAAGAAGUCAAAGGAGACCUGGAAAAUGCUUUCCUGAACCUUGUUCAGUGCAUUCAGAACAAGCCCCUGUAUUUUGCUGACCGCCUGUAUGACUCUAUGAAGGGCAAGGGGACUCGAGAUAAGGUUCUGAUUAGAAUCAUGGUCUCCCGCAGUGAAGUGGACAUGUUGAAAAUUAGGUCUGAAUUCAAGAGGAAGUACGGCAAAUCUCUGUACUACUACAUCCAGCAAGACACUAAGGGUGACUACCAGAAGGCCCUGUUGUACCUGUGUGGUGGAGAUGACUGAGUUAUCACGUGGCUGGAGCAUCCUGACCCCAAGCUUCCUGUGCACUCACCUAAUAUUUUAGAGAAUCAGCUUGCAACUAACAGACCCCAGAGCCCCUCCCUGUGAAGUCCUUGUUAGCAUUGCCUCUCGCUACUAUUUUAGCUGCCUUAAAAGCAAUGCCUGGCUUUCCCUUCAAUCUCUCCUUUAAGCCAAAGAAAUGAACAUUCCAAAGAGUUGGAAGUGAAGUCUAUGAUGUGAAACACUUGCCUCCCACAUAUUGUGUCAUAAAUAAACUGAGUUUUUACUUUAGAAACAA